AUGGAGGUAUCCUCCGUUCCUUGGUCCUGCGGACAAAGCACAUGUCCGCUCCCAUCCGACCUCCGGUCCCUCUCCGCCCGAAAGCUGCUCCGGUGCCAUUUUAAAAUCCGAGAGCAUCGAUCGCUCCAACGGUGCGUAGCGUCAGCCUCGUACGCACGCUCUGAUGCCCGCGCCCAUCGGCGUCCGUCCUGUCUUUCGUGCCACGGUGCCUUGACCCCCCUUCGUCUACAAAGUCAAUCUGUGGCCGAACGGAUCCUCCGAGCUGGAUCUUACUGCCCCUCGUCUUGUCCCGACGAGAAUUGCGUUCGCUUGAGCUGAAUGUGGCACCGCUUCUCCUUCCGCUCCAUUCAAUGUCCUGCCGCUCGCCAUCGCUAGAAGAUGGAGUGUCGGGGGGCGUUUGAAAAUCUGGAUCCCGAGCACUCGCUAGUUUGGUGCUUCGUCACUCACUCGGCCCUUUGUCCGCUUGUAUGAAGCGCACUUGCUGCCACGGAUUGCUGUGAAUCGAAGGACCACAUCCUCGAGCGUUUUUCAACGUGAUGGUGAUGGCGAUGGACUGCUGCUGCGAGCUUUCGUUUACAUUCUCGCACAUUGUCGGGCUUCACCAUCACGUACUUAUGCCGAGUGUCAUGGACUGCAGAAGAUAUAAAUGUAGUCAUUCGAGGUGAUGUAACUCACCAUAUCAAUCCCGAGGUCAGUUCGACUCAACAGUUUAACAGUUCGCAGCAAUAUGACAAACGGUAUAAUAACAAUAAUUGUAGCCAUAGGAGACGUCUCCAACCCAUGGGAGCAGUGAAGAAUAUCGACUAAGGCUUGACGAUGCUCAGCUCCGCCUCAGUUUUGCACGUCUUUGGAAGUCUGAAGAUGCACAUUUGCAAUCAGCUGAUGGUCUUAUUCGGUUGGGUUUUUUUGGAAUUCAGACUCUGAAAUAAACUUUGGAUUAAUGAGUUCACUCACUCCUCUGCGGCUUCUUUUCAUCCAACUGUUAGUUGAUGAGCAUAUCAGUGCGU
Molecule: messenger RNA, 1007 nt
Organism: Marchantia polymorpha subsp. ruderalis
Lineage: Eukaryota; Viridiplantae; Streptophyta; Marchantiopsida; Marchantiales; Marchantiaceae
Source: the annotation of a GenBank genome assembly